This is a messenger RNA of Closterium sp. Naga37s-1, 4032 nucleotides long. The record is from the annotation of a GenBank genome assembly. Lineage: Eukaryota; Viridiplantae; Streptophyta; Zygnematophyceae; Desmidiales; Closteriaceae.
AUGGGGGAUCCAGGCGAGCCGUUUUCGCUCGACUUGCACGGGUCGGGCGCGUCCGCGCUGCGCGCCGUCGUGCGCGACAAGCUCGCUGAUUUCUCCGAGAGCUUCACCGACGACGUCCUCGCGGAGUACGUGGUGGUGCUGGUGGCGCACGGCAAGCCCAAGAGCCACGCCGCCGAGGAUCUCGAGGCGUUUCUGGGCGACCAAACCGCCGCCUUUGUCGACUGGCUGUGGCUUCACCUGUCUGCCAACAUUGGGAAAUACAACGCGCCCGCUGCCCCAGAUACCGCAGGUGCAGGGAAGGAUGGGAGAGAAGCGUUUGCAAAGGAGGAGGAGAAGCGGGCCGAGGGGACGCGAGACGAGGGACGAAGGAGGGAGGUUGUUGAAGUGAGGGAGGAUGGCGGCAGGGUGUGGGAGGAGAAGGGGAGGGAGGAGGAGAGGGGACGAGAUGGGAGGGCGAGAGAAGAGAGGGGGAGAGAGGAGAGAGGGAGGGAAGAGAGGGGGAGAGAGGAGAGAGGGAGGGAAGAGAGGGGGGGAGAAGUGAGAGGGCGGAGCAGGGAGAGGAGUGGUGAGCGAGGCAGGGAGAGAGGGGGAGAAAGAGGAGUGAGUGGAGAGAGGGAGGGAGGCUGGAGCAAGGAGCGGGAGAAGGAAAGGGACGGAGAGAGGAGGAGCCUGGAUGGAAGAACAGACUCAUGGAAGGGCAAGAGAGGAAGGGAUGGGGUUGUUAGUGGGCGUGAGGAAGUAAGAGGGAGGGGGUAUGAGGAAAGAGGGAGAGGGUAUGAGGAGAGAGGUAGAGGGUAUGAGGAGAGGGGGAGGGGAGACGAGGAGAGAGGGAGGGGUUAUGAGGAGAGAGGGAGGGGAUAUGAGAAGAGAGGGCGGCUUUAUAUGGACGAGGUACGAGGGGCGGAAGGCGAGGAGGAGGGGGGAGAUGAGAGGAGAACGGCGAGGGGGGCGGAGAGGGAUGUGUGGGCGCGUCGGGGUGGGUCUAGAUCUUGGUCUCCCCCAGGAAAGCGGGAGGAGAAGGAGCAGCGGAGGGAGGAGAGGGGAGAGGAGGGCGCUAGGAGGAUGGAGGAGAUGAGGGAUGGGGGAUUGGAUAGGGAGGAGGCAAGGGGUGGAGAACUGGGAAGGGCGGUUAAGAGGCGGGUGUCAGGGGAAGGGGGCGGUGAGGAGUGGCAGGGGAGGCAUGAAGGGGAGAAGCAGGGGGGGGGAGGGGGGGGCGGGAGAGGCCUGGGCGAAGGGGCGCGGAGGCGGGCCACUGUGGACGGGGGGAGGGCGGAUGGGGGAGAGAGAGCGGUGGUGCGGAGACGGACAGAGGGAGAAGUGGGGGCGGAGGGGGCGGAGGGAGCAGCGGGAGCAGGACUGGAGGGUAGCGAGGAGGCUGUGAGGAGGAAAGGGCGUGGGGCGUUUGCUCUGGUGGCCGCGAGUGAGAGGCGGCUGGAGGGCGAGGAGGAGGAGAGGUGGCAGGGCGAGGAGGGGGUGGAAGUAGGGGGGGAGGAGCAAGAGGGAGGGGAAAGUGUGGAGAGAAGGGAUGGGAGGGGCUUGGAUGGGGCACAUAGAGGGGCGGCAAGAGGGCAGGUUGCUGGGAAGAGAGGGCGGCAAGUGGGCGGGGGAGCCAGGGGAAUGGGCGGCAGGCUGUGGCAGUUUGCGGUUAGAGAUGCUGUGAAGCCUGCGAGGGAGGUGAGGACUCCUGCUCACUACCAUGCUGCUGCUGUUGCUGCACCUCCUGCUGCCGCUGUUGCCGCUGCAAGUGGUAAUGGUGGGCAGCAGGAGGAGGCGGGAAGGGGAGUGGAAGUGAGGGCGACGAGGGAAGUAAGGCGAAUCGUCGUGUCUGCCCCCAGCCGCUCUGCCAUUCAAAGUGCUCCUCACCUCGUUGCUCCCCCUGCUGCCUCCGAUGGUGCCUCUCCUGGUGCUGUGAAGGGCGCUGCUAGAGCAGCUAGUGAGGAGGAGCGAGUGGCAAGGGCAGAGGAGAGAAGGGAAUGGGGGAGAGGAGAGGAGAGAGGAGUGGAGAGAGAAGAGAAGCGGGAAAAGGAUAGAGGAGAGGAGAGAGAAGAGGAGGGGGGAGAAGAGGAGGGACUGGAGGAGGAGGAGGGGCGUGGGGCGCGGAAACGGUUGCGAUCAGUGGUGGUGUCUCUCCCUGCUGAUGCCCCUCGUCGGAUCAAGGCAGUGCGGAGGCAGGAGAGGGAGGGGAGGGAGGGGAGGGAGGGGAGGGAGGGGAGGGAGGGGAGGGAGGGGAGUGGGGGAGAGGAGGCAGAGGAAAGGGCGAGAGUGGAUUCAAGAGCAGGGGGAGGGGGGAGAGGAGAGGAAGAUGCGGAGGGGAACGAGGGGGCGGAGAAGGAGGGUGGUAAAGGGAGUGUGUGGGCGAGGCUGGGCAAACGAUGUGUGCAGAGGGGUGGAGAUGGGCGGAUAGUGGUGCAGAGGCAAGCGGAGCUUGGGGAAGAGUAUGGGGAGGAGUUUGGGGGAGGGUAUGAGGAAGGGUUUAUGGGUGGGUAUGCGGGAGGGUAUGGGGGAGAGUAUGGGGAAGGAUACGGGGGAGAGUAUAUGGAGGGGUUGAGAGGAGUUGAGCAGGGUGUGUGGAGAGAGGGAGUAGAGGGGUGGGGCGAUGGGAGAGGAGGGGAGGGAGGGGGGAUGCGAGUGAGGUUUGGAGGAGAGGGGGAAGAGGACGAGGAGGACGAGGAGGAAGAGGAGGAGGGGGUUGAGGGCGUGGGUGGGGAGAUGCAGGGAGUGAAGGGAGCAGUGAAGAGAGGAGGAGGAGGAGGAAGCAGGGAGCGAGGCGUGAGGAGGAUCUUUGUGCGGGAGGAUUUGAUUCAAAGGGGUGUGCUUGUGAAUGGCAUGGGGAUAGGCAUGGGUAUGAGUGCGGGGAUGGGGAUGGGGUUGGCCGGGCAGAAUGUAGCUAGCAUGGGGGCCGGGCAGGGGAGGGGGGGACAAGGCAGCAUGGGGCGGGGGAGGGGAAGUAUGACUUGGGUGGCGAAGAGGGAAGAGAAGGAGAAGGAGGUGAAGGGUGAGGAGAAGGAGAAGGAGAGUAAAGUCAGCCCAGUGGCUCAGAAGCAGGAGAGUGUGGAGGCCAUGCGGCAGAGGCUGCAAAAAAUGCAGGAGGAGAUGAGAAGGAUGAAGGCGCUGCAGGAGAAGGCUGUUGCUGCUAAAGCUAGUUCAGCAACGAGUAAUGCUGAUGCUCCACCAACAGAAGCAGCUCACCCCAACGGCACGUUGUCAACCUCACCGCACGCCACCGCACUGCACGCCCACGCACCCACGCCUUUCUCCCUCGUGCGCAAGUCUCCCUCCACAGGGGACACUGACGAUCGCUCUGUGCUCGUUUCAAAUGUGCAUUUCGCAGCAACGGUGGCGGCACUCACGCUCCACUUUGCAGCGUGUGGGGAGAUUCGUCGAGUCACCAUGCUCACUCACCCUCUCACCGGCCGCCCAAAAGGAUGUGCUUAUAUCGAGUUUGCCACUAAGGAAGCGGUUGACAAGGCCCUUGCACUCAACGACGCUUCAUUUAUGUCACGCCCGCUCAAGAUAAUCCACAAGCCACACGCGGCAGUGGAGGCACUCCCCUCUGCAGCAGCGCCCACACCACCCAUCAGUACUCCCACCCACCCCGCUCGCCCGCUCCUCACGCCCACCAAGCUCCCCUCCCCUGCUCCGGGCACCACCCCCACCAAGCUCCCCACCCCUGCUCCGGUCACCAGCUUCACAGCCCUCGCCUCCCCCUCUGCACGUUUCGUGCCUGUUAAGGCCCCAGGUGUGGGUGUGAAAGCACAAGCUGCCCGCCGGCCCUCUGCCAGAGGUAGCAUGCAGUGGCGGAGACAACCUGAGGCCGCUGCUGCUGCUGCUGCUGCUGCUGCUGCUGCUGCUUCUGCUCCUGCUGCUGCUGCUGCUGCUGCUGCUGCUGCUGCUGCUGCUGCUGCUGCUGCUGCUGCUGCUGCUGCUGCUCCUGAAACUGUGCCUGAUGCUGCACCAAAAGCAGCACCUAGCUCUGCACCUGCGGCGGCAGCAGCAGCAGCUGCUGCUAAAGCUGGCAAGAUCAAGGGGUGA